Messenger RNA from Medicago truncatula (barrel medic), 953 nucleotides. RefSeq names its product NDR1/HIN1-like protein 10. Lineage: Eukaryota; Viridiplantae; Streptophyta; Magnoliopsida; Fabales; Fabaceae. The transcript has a single exon. Gene Ontology annotation, biological process: defense response to other organism. The record is from RefSeq and is a predicted model, not a curated record. The coding region runs from base 157 to 786 and encodes 209 amino acids. Gene Ontology annotation, cellular component: plasma membrane; plasmodesma.
UUCAACAAAUUUUCCAACGUCUUUUAUCCUGAGGUACCUAUAUGUACCUCCUUAACACUCACCAUAAAACACACUUCAAUAUUCAUUUUCUUCCAAACUCUUCGAUCAAAAUUAUAAACUUCAACAAAAUUUCCUUCACUCAAGUACAGAAAUUAAAUGGCAGAAGCACAACCCCACAACCGGGGCAGAAGAUGUUGUUGCUGCCUUUUCGGUAUAAUUUGGAAACUCCUCCUAGCAAUCAUCGUUCUCGCUGGUCUCAUAAUCCUUAUUUUUUGGCUCGUUGUCCAACCUCGAACCUUCAAGUUCAGUGUCAAAGAAGCAAAACUCACCAAAUUCAACUAUAGCGACGACACCAACACCCUCCAUUACAACCUCGUACUCAACUUCACGGCCCGUAAUCCAAACAAAAAACUCAACAUCUACUACGAUGUAAUCGAAGGACAUGCGUCUUACGAAGGGACUAGGUUUGCUUCAACAAAGGUUAUAACAUGGUUAAAUUCAUUCCGACAAUACACUAAGAGCACGAAUCCUAUGAGUGGUGUUUUCUCUGGGCAACGUGUUGUGGUUUUUGAUCGUGAUCAGGUUUCUAACUUCGAACGUGAUGAGAAAGAUGGAGUUUUUCAUAUUAAUGUGAAAUUAAACUUUGACAUGAGGUUUAGACUUGGUGAUUAUAUUGGUCCACAUACUAAGGGUAACAUUAAGUGUAGGCUUGAUGUUCCUUUUGUUGCUAAUGGAACUAAGGUCAUGAAAGCAUUUGAACCCACCACGUGUGAUGUAAAUUUCUAAGGGUUGUAAUUUCAAGGGGAUCAUUUCAUUCUUGGGUUUGUUGAUAAAUUUAUUUUUCCCCACCUUUUGUUUUUGUAAUAUUUUGGAUUUUAUGAAAAUAUAUAAAUCAUAUUUGUUGCUGAGUCUUUAACCAUGUGUUUGUAAGAGAAGAAUCUUACUUUCCACAA